AUGGGCUUCCGGGAUCUUGGCCUCUUCAACAAAGCAAUGUUGGCAAAACAGACUUGGCGCAUUCUUUGCAAUGACUCGACUCUCUUGGCCCGCUGUUUAAAGGCUCGUUAUUUUCCACGAACAGACAUCCUCUUGGCUGGUAAGGCUCACAACCCAUCUUUUACAUGGAAUAGCCUACUUGUGGGAAGAAGUCUGUUAUUGGAAGGCAUUUCUUGGAGAGUGGGAAACGGGAGUAGGAUAAGGAUCGGCAAAGAUAAAUGGAUUCCGGAAGGGAAUGGAGUCUUUUCGGCUGCCAGGGUUCCAGAAGCUUUUGAGAACCUUACGCUGGAUACUUUCUUUCUGGAGGAUGAACUUUCGUGGGACAUGGAGAGGUUAGCUACGAUUACUCAGCCGACUGUUCUUUGGAAAAUGGCUACUAGCAUUAUACCUGCUGCUGAUCGUAUGGACACCCCUAUUUGGCCUCGGGACAACUUUAAUUCUUAUACGGUCAAAUCGGGAUACCUUCUGGCUUGCUCUUCUCGACAGCGCAAUGAGGCCUCGUCUUCGUCGUUGUCUUCUUCCCCUUUAUGGAAGUGGAUUUGGAGUUUGGAUGUCAUCCCGAAAGUGAAACACUUCAUGUGGAGAUGUGUAACAGAGGCACUUCAUACGACCAAAGCCCUCAUCCAUCGUUCUAUUGAUGUGGAUCCCCUCUGCCGUCGGUGUGGUUUGACAACGGAGACUCCGGAAUAUGCACUCAGAGAUUGCGUUUGGGUCUCCUCUCUUUGGGAAAUGUCCCCGCUUCGGCUCCAACCUUUGUCUAGUGAUGAUAUUUGCCCCAUCGCUUCUUGGUUUGAUCGCAUUCGCCAGAAUCCGGUCAAGGAGGUUCACACUUUGUUUGCGUCGAUUGCAUGGGCCUGCUGGUACUCUCGAAACCUCCUUAUUUUCCAGGACAAAUCACUCUCUCAUGGUGAUUGUCUCUUGAUUGCGCAGCGAGCAGUUUGCUCGAAACCCUUACCUGAUCACCUACCGCUUGCCAGAAACAUUACUCUCCAGUGUUCUCGUGACUCUCAGUUCAAGAUUAAUUGUGAUGCUGCGUUUGAUGUGGGUCGUGGCUUUGGCUUUGGUGUGGUGAGUACGAACAAGGAUGGGACGUUGGUGGGUGGUCGUCAGGGGUUUAUCCCGGGGUUUUUCUCGGCGGAAGAAGGUGAGGCUAGAGCGAUUUUUGAAGGCCUGAUCAUGUGCAAAGAUAAGGGACUCGAAGACAUCAUCAUCGAGACUGACUGCCAAUCCUUAUUUUGGAGAUUACAGAACAGGAAGGAGGAUCGUUCUUCUCUUGGUGACUCUGUUGACAAGAUUUUAAGCUUGGUUGCCUCGUUUCGAAGCUGCUCCUACAGCUGGACACCCCGUGAAGGCAACUAUAUAGCUGACUGUUUAGCUAAAGUUUCUCUCCGUAAUCAUGUGACUCAGUUUGUUUCUGAGGUCUCCCUUCUGUUUCUAAACUCUCUUCUUGCUGAUUAA
This is a messenger RNA of Salvia miltiorrhiza (redroot sage), 1497 nucleotides long. RefSeq lists its product as uncharacterized. Lineage: Eukaryota; Viridiplantae; Streptophyta; Magnoliopsida; Lamiales; Lamiaceae. The record is from RefSeq and is a predicted model, not a curated record. The transcript has a single exon. Gene Ontology annotation, molecular function: nucleic acid binding; RNA-DNA hybrid ribonuclease activity. Bases 1 to 1497 code for a protein of 498 amino acids.